Molecule: messenger RNA, 1155 nt
Organism: Nyctereutes procyonoides (raccoon dog)
Lineage: Eukaryota; Metazoa; Chordata; Mammalia; Carnivora; Canidae
Gene: MALSU1
Product: mitochondrial assembly of ribosomal large subunit 1
Exons: 4
Coding region: 21-791 (256 amino acids)
Biological process (GO): negative regulation of ribosome biogenesis; negative regulation of translation
Cellular component (GO): mitochondrion
Molecular function (GO): ribosomal large subunit binding
Source: RefSeq, a predicted model, not a curated record
UCUCCGCGCAAUGGCGGCCAAUGGAAAGCCGGGGGACCUGCUCGGCCUCCGUUGAGUCCCGCCCGGUGAGCCGUCGCUCGGCGACCGCGAUGGGCUGUGGGGGCUGCGUGGCGCGGCGGCUCGGCUCGCUGCUGCGGUGCGGGGCCCUGUCCCCGGGCGCGGGGCCGGCGGCGGGCUCGGGGCCCCGGCUUCGGCUGCUGGCCUUGGGGCGGCUUCCGGCGGCCCCGGCGCUCGGUCGGGCCUGCCUGGGCCUGGGCCGCGCGCGCUGCCUGCACGGCGGGCCGGGCCUGGAGGAGCGGGCGGAGGGCGCCGCGGGUCAGGGGCGCCCGGAGUCCGGCGCAGCAGAUCAUCCUGGCCCCAAGUUUGACAUCGAUAUGCUGGUUUCACUGCUGAGGCAAGAAAAUGCAAGAGACAUUUGUGUGAUCAAGGUUCCUCCAGAAUUGAAAUAUUCAGAUUACUUUGUGAUUGGUAGCGGAACUUCCACCAGACACUUGCAUGCCAUGGCCUACUACAUUGUGAAAAUGUACAAAUAUCUGAAAAGUAAAAGCGAGCCUCAUGUUAAGAUUGAAGGGAAAGACACUGAUGAUUGGCUCUGCAUGGACUUCGGCAGCAUGGUGAUUCAUUUGAUGCUUCCAGAAACCAGAGAAACCUAUGAAUUAGAGAAAUUAUGGACCCUACGUUCAUAUGAUGACCAGUUAGCACAGAUAGCACCCGAGACAUUACCUGAAGACUUCAUUCUUGGAAUAGAAGAGGACACUUCUUCAUCCCUGACUCCAGUGGGGUUCAAAUGAGAAUAAAAUGAUAUGAACUACUUUAGUCAUUACCCGAUUUGGAUUGAGUCACUUUUUAAAAAUAUAGCUCUGAUUGAGCUAUAUCAAUCACCUGAUUGGUCAGGUUGUUGUCAAAACAAGCCUUAUCUAUUGGCACUUGGGCUAAAUGAAAUGUGGAAAUUGUAGGUAAGUGAGCUCUCACAGCAAGAAUCGGCACAUUCAAACUGAAAUUUUAAUAUAUUGUUUUUAUUCCUAAGAUCCUAGCAGGAUUCCCCAGAGUUAAACUGAGCAGAGCACAGGGGCCAGUGUUAAUUUUGCCUAAGUGUAAAUCUUAUUCUGUAGAAUGGGAUAGCCUUAAAAAAUAAAUAAAAGACACCUACCACUC